Messenger RNA from Nanorana parkeri, 915 nucleotides. RefSeq names its product olfactory receptor 5V1-like. The transcript has a single exon. Gene Ontology annotation, molecular function: G protein-coupled receptor activity; olfactory receptor activity. Gene Ontology annotation, cellular component: membrane. Gene Ontology annotation, biological process: G protein-coupled receptor signaling pathway. The record is from RefSeq and is a predicted model, not a curated record. Bases 1 to 915 code for a protein of 304 amino acids. NCBI's taxonomy places the organism in Eukaryota, Metazoa, Chordata, Amphibia, Anura, Dicroglossidae.
AUGAAACCUGAGUUCUACAUCGUGGCCUUUCCCAACUAUGAAUAUUUAUGGUACAUCCUGUUUAUUGGAGUGUUGCUGUUGUUUUUAAUGGCAAUAGUUGGAAACUUGCUAAUCACUGUUCUGAUAUGGCUCGUCCCUCAUCUCCACACUCCCAUGUACUUUUUCCUUUGUAAUCUAUCAGUUCAGGAUAUUGUUCAUGUGUCUGCCAUAUUACCAAAGCUAAUGUCCAUUAUAUUGACAGGAAGCCAUUAUAUUUCUUUUGCAGGUUGCUUAACACAAAUAUUUAUGUUUGUCUUUUGCUUAAAUACAAACUUCUUGCUUCUCACAUCCAUGGCUUAUGAUCGUUAUGUGGCCAUAUGCAUUCCUCUUCAAUAUUUUGUUAUUAUGAAAUUUAAAAAAUGCUCCUUGUUGGCUUCAGCUUGUUGGGUUGUUAGUGGUCUGAAUGCAACUAUGCACUCUUGUUUGAUGUCACAGUUACCAUUCUGCCUUAUUACAUCCAUCAACCAUUUCUUUUGUGAUGUAAGGGCUAUGCUUAAGUUGUCCUCAGGUGAUACAACACAUAUAAAAGCAUUAAUAUUUGCUGAAGGUGUGCUUUUCUGUUUUAUCCCCUUUGUACUCAUAUUAAUUUCCUACAUACAUAUCAUAUCUACCAUCCGUAAGAUCCGCUCAACAGCGGGAAGAUUGAAGACCUUCUCCAGCUGUUCCUCGCAUAUUAUUACUGUAAUCCUUUUCUGUGGAGCAUCUCUUGGCCAAUACAUGAAACCAGAGUCUGAGAAGUCUGAGGAACAGGACAAGUUGUUGUCUUUGCUCUAUAUUGCUGUAGUCCCCAUGCUAAACCCUUUAGUUUACAGUUUGAGAAACAAAGAUGUCUUACAAGCCAUUCAAAAAUUGUUUAUCUACCCUAAAUUAUUUUAA